Adineta ricciae is the source of this 1266-nucleotide messenger RNA. The record is from the annotation of a GenBank genome assembly. NCBI's taxonomy places the organism in Eukaryota, Metazoa, Rotifera, Eurotatoria, Adinetida, Adinetidae.
AUGAAACCGCGGUACAAUCUUCGUACUCAAGCAUCAAAAGUCUUUGUUUCCUCAUCAAAUAAAGAUUUACCUUCAAUAUCGUCCUCUCGAAUUGCCAAAAGAUUAAAACAUCGCCGAGCUACAGCAAAGAAUAAUCAAGCAAAUCGACGUCAAAGUCUUCGUUUAACGUCGAUUCUUAAUCAAGCAAAACCUCGACCAAUCAUUCGUGAAACUUCACCAAAAUGGCGUAAAGUCGAGAAUGACACUGCCGAAGAUAAUCUCUCCAUAAAUGACGAAGACGAUGAUUACGAUGAACUUCUAGCUCGCCAUCAUCGACACAUGUUGGAAGAACAAAAAGAUAGAAAACUUUACGAACGAUACGUUCGUGGUCAACGAACACUUCGUCGUUUGCAAUGUCGUCGUACUCAUACAGCUCACUUGAACGAAGCAACACGUACCCGUCUAUUACGUGAACUAGAACGUGAACGUCGAUACACAGUUCAAGACCAAGUUUGUGCUUAUCUUACUGAUCAUACAAUAAUCUUUCGACAUGGAUGUCAAAUCAAUUCCAGUGAACCAAUGACUUGGUCAACAUUGGAAGACGAACUGCCUCGGCAGAAACAUUUUGAUACUAUACAUCAAUUAGAUGUAAUGAUUAACAAUCUGAAGAAAGUCAUUCAAACUUCAAAAUCGUCUUUAUCCAAACCACGACUAUCUGUACAUGAAAGACAGAAACAACGUCUGACUGCACGAAAUCUUCCAGUUACUCCGCUUGUUUCGAAUACCACACAAGCAAACGAAACCCGUUCAGUAAUCUCACCAAUCCACUCAAUACCUCAACCAACUGCAAUACCACGUGUACCAGUCGUGAGAUUUGUCGACGAUCCAUUACGAAUGAAUAACUCUCAACAUUUAACAUGUAUUCAAAAUGUUUUAUUACAAACUAAUAACAAUCACAACCAUCAUGCCAGUCGAAUGACAACAAAUGAAAUAUCUUCACCGAUUGGUAUUCGAAAACAAUUCCUUCGUCCAAAAUUAACACAUACCAAUAUGUCUGAGUCAUCGCAAACAAAGAAGCGACCACUAGAAAAAGAGAAUUGCAGCCUGGGGACAUCUACAGGAAGCAAUCACUCUUCACAUUCAACUCUUGUUUCAAGAGUCACACCGUCAAUGGUAUCGAUGAAACCUUCAACAUCGUACCGUUCGUAUCCCAACACUCGAAAACAUCCAAUGAAUAUUUAUUCAUCAUCAACUCGUCGACAAACACGACUUUCUGCGAAUGUUUAA